Messenger RNA from Suillus subalutaceus, 1102 nucleotides. Its product is annotated as phosphoribosyltransferase-like protein. Gene Ontology annotation, molecular function: orotate phosphoribosyltransferase activity. The transcript is spliced from 2 exons. Bases 126 to 869 code for a protein of 247 amino acids. NCBI's taxonomy places the organism in Eukaryota, Fungi, Basidiomycota, Agaricomycetes, Boletales, Suillaceae. The record is from RefSeq and is a predicted model, not a curated record. Gene Ontology annotation, cellular component: cytoplasm. Gene Ontology annotation, biological process: pyrimidine ribonucleoside biosynthetic process; 'de novo' pyrimidine nucleobase biosynthetic process; pyrimidine nucleotide biosynthetic process.
UGGAUUGUUCACGUGAUGCGUUUCAAAAUUACAAAAUAGCCGCAGACUCGGACGCGGACCAAUUUUUUGAGACUAUCUUAUCUGCGAAUUACGGACUCCCUAGACCCUCUCCGUUACGUGCCACGAUGUCUUCUCUCGAUUCUUACAAAACACAGCUCCUCGAGCAAGCUGCGCAAGUCGGCGCUCUCAAAUUCGGCAACUUCACGCUCAAAUACACCAGUAAAUCUCCCUACUUCUUCAACGCUGGUCUCAUGUCCGAUGGUACCAUUUUACAUACAGUCGCACAAGCUUACGCUGCCACCCUCUGCGCUGCGGCCUCUGACGAUGAUACCACGGUCAACCCCUUUUCCGACUUCGAUAUUCUCUUUGGACCUGCCUACAAAGGCAUUUCACUCGCAGCUUGCACAGCACUCGUGCUUGCAUCCGUGUAUGGCCGCGAUGUCAAAUUCGCAUACGAUCGGAAGGAAGCAAAAGAUCACGGUGAAGGCGGCAGUGUUGUCGGAUGGCCGUCAAAUCGCAAUGAGAAAUGGCGUGUAGUGAUUGUGGACGACGUCAUGACCACUGGCCUUGCAGCAAGCUCCGCUAUAAAACUUGUGGCUCGGCAAGGCGGAGAAGUGGUGGGCGUUGUACAGCUUCUCGAUCGGGAAGAGUUUUCCGAGAUAGACGAGCAGGGAUGCAAGGUCAGCUCGGUGAUGAAGCUGGAGAGUUUGCUGGGAGGAAAGGGGAAGGUACGAAGUGUCUUGAAGAUGCGGGACUUGGUGCAGUGGUUAGAGGAGAAGGAAGCACAAGGGCAGACAACAGAGGAAGAGAAGAAGAGUUUGCAGGCAAUGAGGGAGUAUAGAGACACGUAUGGCGUGUCUUCGCCUUGAGGCUGUACACUUCUUUGAACUUUCAAUUCGAUGGACUAGCAAGUGUAACUAUAGGCAAAUUAGAGCAUCAAUUCAUGAUGAGAAGGAUUAAUUACUUGGUAGCACUUAUGGCGUUCCUCCUCUUUAUAUCCCACCGGUAGAAGCACGUACCAGGAUAGUCUCCUGGAUAGAGGUACCUUUCAGAGAAGGGGCUUAAUAAAACUGAAACUAUGACAGUGCGGCGACCAAGAAUC